Messenger RNA from Metschnikowia bicuspidata var. bicuspidata NRRL YB-4993, 997 nucleotides. RefSeq lists its product as uncharacterized. NCBI's taxonomy places the organism in Eukaryota, Fungi, Ascomycota, Pichiomycetes, Serinales, Metschnikowiaceae. The transcript has a single exon. The coding region runs from base 155 to 700 and encodes 181 amino acids. The record is from RefSeq and is a predicted model, not a curated record. Gene Ontology annotation, molecular function: ubiquitin binding.
UUUCAGAAGUUUAUCUUCCAUCAAAUGUGCCCAUCUACACAAAAUAAACGUUCAAAAAUAUUGGGUCGUUUGAUGAGCGCAUUCUUGAGAUCAUCAAGAUUCGCGCCACCACUCAGGUCUAGAACUUGCUGACAACUUUUCCUCAAGUUACAGAAUGGAUAACUCCACAAUUAUCUUUGUUGCUACGCUAGCCAUAGUUCUUGUCAUUUUGCGCUGGUUCAUUACGCCAAUUCCCCAGUCUGUACCUGAUGAGUUUAAUAUUCCUGAUCCUGCUCGCUCUUCAGUAGCAUCAGGUACCGGCCGGCACCGUCGGCAAGUAACAGAAUCGAUGAUUGAAGUAGUGCAAGCUAUUGGGCCUCAAUUGAGUAUCUCACAAAUCAGACACAGUUUGGAAAAUACAGGCUCUGUCGAGGCUACAAUUGAAAUAUUGAUGGAAUCUGGAAACUUACCUUUUCCUCCUGGUGAGAAUUUCGAUACUUCGACCUCGGCAACCAGUGAUCAUUCUGACGUACAAACGAGGUGCACAAAAUCUUUAUUGGAAAAGUAUGAAGUAGAAGGUGAGCCAAGAAAAAGUUUUGCGACUGCUGGAAAAUGGGGGAAGGACGAGAAUGAGCGCCUCAGUCUCUUACGUAGUCGAAAGGCCGAAUUAAUUUUGAGGGCCAGAGAAAAUAUGAAAGCGACUAUUUGUAAAGAGGAGUGAAUAUUUGGUGAUAAAGACUCGAUAUUGGAGAGCCCUUUUUAUAAAGCAAUGUAAAGAGUAUUUGUGAUUCAUAUUCUUGAUUCUUGUAGGUCACGUUGCUUUCUUAUCUAUAAUAACUCGAAGGGCAGAGAGCCAGACCCCAUUUUUAUUGCUGAGAAAACAAAUAAUUGAAGUCGGAAGAGAAUGAAUAAUCUAAUAACUAUGGUAAUUCUACCUUUUUUACUAAAGUUGGCAUCACCCGCUUUUUCUUAGAAGGACCCAAUGGUUCAACGCCUUCAUUUUGAAACCCAAGACCCU